AUGGACAACAUGGCCACGAUGUGUCUGGGUCGCUAAUUUUGGAACGCUAAACAAAACAUUGAAAAACAUCGAAACCCUUAAGAACAAUGGGUUUAACACAGAGCAGUGGUGGACCUGAGGGGGGAACAGAAGGAUAUCAUGUCCAUGGAAUUCAAGAGGACUCACCAGCGGAGAAAUCUGGUUUGGAGCCCUUUUUCGAUUUCAUCAUAUCCAUUGGCAAUAAUCGUUUUAGCCAGGAGAAUGAAAUUCUCAAGGACCUCCUCAAGGCUAAUGUGGAGAAACCGGUGAAGAUGGAAGUGUAUAGUACAAAGACCAUGAGGAUCCGAGAAUUGGAAGUGGUUCCCAGCAACAUGUGGGGUGGUCAAGGACUUCUGGGAGCCAGUGUCCGCUUCUGCAGGUUUCAAGGAGCCAAUGAAAAUGUUUGGCAUGUUCUCGAUGUGGAGCCAAAUUCACCAGCAGCAUUGGCCGGACUCCAGGAACAUUCGGAUUUCAUUGUUGGAGCUGACCAGGUUCUCCAAGAUUCAGAGGAUUUCUUCUCCCUAAUUGAAGCCCAUGAGGGGAAACCACUGAAGCUGCUGGUCUACAAUACAGAGACGGAUAAAUGCAGGGAGGUGGUUGUCACACCAAAUGGUGCCUGGGGGGGAGAAGGCAGUCUUGGCUGUGGCAUUGGAUAUGGCUACCUGCACCGAAUCCCAGCUCGACCUGACAGCCCAAAAUCUGUAAGAGUCAGUCCAAAAGCUUCUCCUGUGGUAGGAACGCCAGAGCAAGAACUUCCUACAAAUGGAUUUACAGAGGUGUCCUUAAUGGCGUCCAGUCAGUCAAUGAGUGGCUUGGAUCUUGAUACCCCACUGCCACCUCCCAUUCAGAGAGUCAUGGAUCCUGGUUUCUCGGAUCAGUCAGAAGUGGCCAUGAUGAAUUCGGAGGUGUCAGACAUGACAGAACGACUGGACCUAUCCACUUCUUCCACUGACAUGACAAACACAUCCCUAGCUGUCAUUGUGGAGGACAUUGUGUCAGUUGUCGAGGAGCUUCAAGACAGUGAGGUUCCUAGUCGUAACCCUGAGGAGCAAAAUACAGAGUAUCCUGCUGUGGAUUUCAGUUCUAUUGCACCACCUUCAGAUGUUCCUCCUCCCCUUUCUCUCCCAUACUCUCUUCUCCCAAAUCUGCCUCUUGAUUAUAGCAUACCCACAGACAUGGCAUCUUUAAUGAAUUCUUCAAUCCCAUCUCUCGACUCUUCUGUGCCUCCUAUAGACAUCUCUUCCCUGCUCAUUGACCCCGCCGCCCUUCAUCUCGAGUCAUCUGCCCCACCUGCAGAAUAUCCCGUGCAGUCGAACGAGUCCUCAGCUUUCCCCUCAGAAACUGAUGGUGUCAAUCAGGGCUUUUCUGAUGUGCCACAGUCUCUGAAGAGCAGCUUGUCUGAGGGCAGAGCAGAAGCCGUAUCCUCUGACCUGAUGUCUUUUGAUUCCCAUAAUGCACAUGUCAAAGAUGAAGCUGCUCCUCAGUAGCGUCUCUACCAAGUACUACCUUGUGUCUUGUUUACGCAGUUGCUCAACAAUCAUCAGGUGGUGUCUUUUAAUGGCUUUGUUACUGUUAGGAUCAGGUGUGGGCGAAUUGGUAUUGAGUGUGUUUUUUAAAACAGUUGCGAGAAAUUUACGUUUUAUUUUGCGUCUAGUAGUCAUGAUUGUAGGUUGUUGGAAUGUGUGUAGGGGGUUGUCUUAAAUUGUGUAGAUCUUAAUUUAGAAGAUAAUGUUUUAUGUUACUAAAUUGAAACCUUUUUAUAUAGCUUGAUUAACUAAAACUGCUUAGAUUCCUCUACCAGUUUUAAAUCCCACAAAAAGUGGAAAGUAGCACCUGAAACCUUUAUUUAAUUGACUUUGUUUUAAAUAUUUGUAGUAUUUAUUUAGCUACGACACAAACCCUCAUGGAUUACUGUGUUAAUCUGAACACAGUGUAGAAUAUAUACAUAGAGCUAAUGACAAAAUAUACACAAAGGAACACUGUGACAAAAUAAAUCAUUUUGUCUAGAAAAAGCAUUACGUUUUUGGCUUACUUUGUUACAUAUUUUGGAACCUGUUUGGGUUUUAUUGUGUGUUGUGGGAAUGUUUUAACAAAGUACAAAUAUUUAGUACUGGGCAAGGGUUUUGUAUUUGUUUAGUUUAGCAUACUAAAAUCUUCCUGGCUAAUUAGAUUUUUGAAAUUAUUUUGAUGCGAGUUUAGAAUUUUUCAACCAAAAUAUUUAAUUGAAAUCUUUGCUAAUUAGUCUUCAUUCGUAGUGAUUUAUGUGUACUUGAGGAUGAAAAGCAUAAUAUUUAUGUUUCAAGUUUUGUUGAAAACAGUUAACACUAGAGAAAUGUUGCCACAGUAAAAUGUGCUUUUCAUGUAAUUUAAUAAUCUAUGCAAAUACAGGUAUUGUAUAAAUGCCAAUGGAAUUUCUGUGGUAUUAAUAUUGAUAUUAGUGUUGAAGCGAAACGAGGCUGCUGAACGAGC
Sinocyclocheilus grahami is the source of this 2487-nucleotide messenger RNA. RefSeq names its product Golgi reassembly-stacking protein 1-like. The coding region runs from base 87 to 1505 and encodes 472 amino acids. The transcript has 9 exons. Gene Ontology annotation, biological process: Golgi organization. Gene Ontology annotation, molecular function: protein binding. Gene Ontology annotation, cellular component: Golgi apparatus. The record is from RefSeq and is a predicted model, not a curated record. Lineage: Eukaryota; Metazoa; Chordata; Actinopteri; Cypriniformes; Cyprinidae.